AUGGCAUCACCGAUUAUAUUUUCCAAGAGAUCAGAACAUUUCUCGAUAUGGAUAGUACUACGAAGCAUUCAGCUCACACUUGCAACGGCUUAUUCAUCACUAUUCAAUCGUGAGUUUUACACCUACAACAACGUCUCCUUGUUUGUAAAGUAUUUGAAAAUAUCCGUCCUCAUAUUUACCCUUUUGCAUGGACCUAUACUUUUCACCAAAUCGGUCAUCAGAGCAGUGAGUUCUACUCGAAUUGAUCAAUUGGACUAUUUUUUCAAGUAUUACAUCAACCUCAGCUACUUUUUGAAUACAUUGUAUUCAUUCUUUGAUAAAGACGGAGAACGAUUAUUCCUUUGCCAGUUGCGUCAUCAAGACGAGUUAAAUAAUAGCCACUACAGUGAUAACUAUUCAAAAUUACCGCUGCACAAAGUUGAGCCUGAACGGGAUUGGUUCUCAACUUACAAAAACUUAUACAACUUUUCACGAGAGUUUAGAUUAUUUAUUAAACGCUACACCAACAUUUAUUUAUUAAACAUCACCAUAUUCACGUCAAUUUACUUCUUUCCCGAAAAGCUUUCGUCGGCAAUUUUGGGUUGCAUUGCAUUUCAAACUUUCCUGGACAAAUUGGGUACAGUAUUGUCUAUCUUGCUAGUUGCUAUUUUACAAAUGAUGGAUGUUGAUUAUACAAUAAGGCUAUUGACAACUUUUUACGGAUCGUGGAAUUUGGCCGAAGAUUUUCUCAUUCCUUACUUUGAUCGAGUUCAAUUCACCCCUUUGGAACGGAAGCAAUGGUUGAAUACCCGAAUAGGGGUGGUCUUUGGUACAGGAUUUUGUUAUUACUUGGCCAUGCUAGAAGUUCCGCUAGUUUCAGCCGUUCUUUACUCUAAUGCAAUCUUCAAUAUGGGGUUCUUAAUCACCAAAUUUACCACUGAGAUGCCGGACAACUUGAAAGAUAUGGCUACGUGGUCCAUUACCGAGAGUGUAUGGGACGGACAUGCAAAAUUCUUGGAGUAA
Molecule: messenger RNA, 1002 nt
Organism: Lodderomyces margitis
Lineage: Eukaryota; Fungi; Ascomycota; Pichiomycetes; Serinales; Debaryomycetaceae
Exons: 1
Coding region: 1-1002 (333 amino acids)
Source: RefSeq, a predicted model, not a curated record